Molecule: messenger RNA, 908 nt
Organism: Mirounga angustirostris (Northern elephant seal)
Lineage: Eukaryota; Metazoa; Chordata; Mammalia; Carnivora; Phocidae
Product: rho GTPase-activating protein 20-like
Exons: 4
Coding region: 58-540 (160 amino acids)
Biological process (GO): signal transduction
Molecular function (GO): GTPase activator activity
Source: RefSeq, a predicted model, not a curated record
GAAAAUUGCCUCAGGAUAUUUGGAGAAGACAUCACUUCCCUCUUGGGCGAGAACUCAAUGAGUCGUGGUAACAGCGAGAAGGCUGCAGACUCCGGCCCUAAGACUGUGACAAGCCGUUCUUUCAGAGCCAGGGCCUUUUGUCGGGGUUGCAGCACUUGCAGGCACACCCAGUGCACAGCCCCACCUUCCGCAAAGCCAGUACAGCUCUUUGGAGUUUCGCUCAUGGAUAUGUGUUAUAAAGACAACCUUCCCUUCCCAAUUCUGGAUAUGCUUUCCUUUAUUAAUCAAAAAGGGCCCCUCACAGAAGGCAUAUUCAGCAAAUCAGCCAAUAUAAAAUCCUGCAUGGUCCUAAAGGAGAAACUAAAUUCUGGGGUCAAAGUGAACCCGUACAGCGAAUCUGUUUAUGUGGUCGCAUCCGUCUUAAAGGACUUUCUGAGAAAUAUCCAAGGAAGUAUAUUUUUAUCUGAUCUCUAUGACAAAUGGCUCGGUGUUAUUGAUCAAGGCAACAAAGAGGAGAUGAUAACGGCAGCCCGGAGGUAACGAUGCAUAAUUACUCUACUCUGGUCACAUCUCGAAAUAACACCCAACAUACUAUGAGGAAAACAUUGGCUUACAUUUUGCAGCUUUGCCCACUAUAAUCAUGACCAACGCCAAAGAGUUUCAAUUCUUCACGCCCAAGGGGGCCAGCUCAGAAUAGAGGCACACUUUAGGGCUAUUAUUGUUCUUCUCCUGAUCUUAUUAAUCUGGACUCCUUGGCCGUUUUACACCUUCUGGAUCCAUGAAACUGGUAGACAAAAUUCCCUGGUCCAAGACAGAUCAAGAGCAACAACUGCCAGGGCUAUGACCUUAAAAGUCUGUCAGACAUUUAACCAACCAGGCAAGUGUGUAUCUGGCUCAGGAACUGAAUU